UGAAGAACAAAAUGGCGAGCAAACCGAAACAAAAGAAACAACCGGAAAAGGGGGAGGAGACUCGGUACUAUCAACGAAUAAUUGUUAUGCUCAUGAACCUUGGAACAGAUACUUUAUUAAAAUUGUUCAAGAGUUUGAUUCCACAGGGGGAUGUCAGUCUCUUUCUUGACUCAAUGUUUAAUGAAGUUGAAAAAUUAAAGACGUCUAAAACAAUAUCUGCUGCUGAAUAUAACCGUAUUUCGAAACGUCCGCUUGUCGGAACAAAGCUUGACAUCGCAAUAUUGAUAAAACUUAUGUUAGAAUUAUUGCCAAAGAAGUUACAGCAGGUAUCAAGUAAACUUCUGCCGUUCACAGCUGAUCUCCAACGGUUGAGAAGAAUCCGAAAUGAGCUGAUAGGUCAUAGACCGGCAGCAACAAUUACAAAGAAGGAGUUCGAUUAUUAUUGGGAAAUGAUUAGCAUUAUUCUGAAGAGGAUUUUACCAAAGGACCAGUCAAUGGAGGAACUCGAUAAAAGAAUGGAAAAUUGCAAAACUGGUACCGUAUCCGAUGCAGAUGUGCAGAAAAUGCUAGAGAAGUUUGCUAAACUGAGUAGUUUAAUAACGCAGGCUGAGGCGUUAGGAGAAAAGAAGAAAGGUAAAAUAUGAAACUCUUUAGACAUUUAAAGCUUGACAUAAAUAUUUUAUUAUUUAGCUGACCUGAGCAAAAAUUGCUCGAAGGAUUUGGUAGUUGGCAGGUGAUAUAAUGGUUUGAUUUUCUAUGUAAACAAAGUAAUUAACAUUUGUGAU
Molecule: messenger RNA, 785 nt
Organism: Mercenaria mercenaria
Lineage: Eukaryota; Metazoa; Mollusca; Bivalvia; Venerida; Veneridae
Exons: 2
Coding region: 12-644 (210 amino acids)
Source: RefSeq, a predicted model, not a curated record